Molecule: messenger RNA, 2078 nt
Organism: Aspergillus eucalypticola CBS 122712
Lineage: Eukaryota; Fungi; Ascomycota; Eurotiomycetes; Eurotiales; Aspergillaceae
Product: aspartic endopeptidase
Exons: 1
Coding region: 208-2025 (605 amino acids)
Biological process (GO): membrane protein proteolysis
Cellular component (GO): membrane; lumenal side of endoplasmic reticulum membrane; cytoplasmic side of endoplasmic reticulum membrane
Molecular function (GO): aspartic endopeptidase activity, intramembrane cleaving
Source: RefSeq, a predicted model, not a curated record
CGCACCAACACUAACCGGCACAGCAACAAUAUCCGUCUUUUUGACGGAGUCACCCGAACGACCCUACGGUGACCACAUCCAUCACAAAAACCUAUAUUAUUCUUGAAAGUCUGCGACUCCGAGCCAUGGACUAAUCCCUUGUUGCAUCAUCGUCUUCACACCAUUCUUGCUUCCAACGCUAGCAACAAACUUGAGAUCUUCGCAGCAAUGGACGAGGUCAGCCCCAUUGCCGAGCUUCUGGGCCAGGCCAUAUAUCACUUCACACAGAUCAAACCUUUGCUACCAACUUACGGUCAUCUGCUUGUCUCCGCCCUCUUCCCAAUCUACAUUGGCGCCCAUGCAUCCCUGUCGAGACCGUCAUCGGCUGCAAAACCCGAGAAGUCAGACGAAGAUGGAGACGAAUCAGAAGAGGAAGCUGGUGGUAUUCAGAAGAUGGAGGGACUUGCACCAAGUGACGCAUUGAUGUUUCCAUUGACGGCUGGCUUAACCCUUGGAGGCUUGUAUCUGGUCAUCAAGCACAUGGGCGCUGAACUUCUGAAUAAGAUACUUGGCUACUAUUUCUCCCAGAUGGGUAUGCUCUUUGCUAUAGCUUUCCUGAAAGACUCCUUCGCUGUCGUGAGAUCAUUCGUCUUUCCCCGCGAGUACAGCAGCUCUGGCAAAGUUUGGAAGACCAAGUCCACCCAACGUAUUUUUGAAAACGCUUCGGUGGAUACCUCUAAAUCGGAGUCUUCGGAGGUGGAGGUCCGGAACUCUCCCCUUCCUGGGUUCUGGGGGUCAAUCCCAUUGCCACAUACUGCUCGCGCAGCACUCUGGACUUGCCGUGAAGUAGUAUAUUGGCGCGCUAAGCUUAGGAUCCAUAUACAUCGUGUUUUCCGCACUGAAUGUUGGCUUAGUAUCUUGGACAUUAUCAGCAUAGCUGUAUCAUUCCCUACGAUUGGUUACUUCACUUUCGUGUCUAAGCCAUGGUGGUUGACUAAUUUCCUGGGAUUCAGUUUCUGCUAUGGUACCCUGCAAUUUAUGUCGCCGUCUACUUUCAUCACCGGAUCGCUGAUCCUGGGAUCUUUGUUCUUCUAUGACAUUUAUUUUGUCUAUUUCACGCCACUGAUGGUGACGGUUGCAAAGACCUUAGACGUCCCGAUCAAGCUCCUAUUUCCGCGCCCUGCGGCCCCCGGGGAGGCACCCGAUACCAUAUCCCUUGCUAUGUUAGGAUUGGGCGACAUCAUCAUUCCCGGCAUGAUGGUGGGUCUGGCACUUCGGUUCGAUCUUUACCUAUACUACAAGCGCAAGGGCCAGCAAAAGGCGCUAUCAGAGGGCAAGGGCUCGGAAAUAGUCAAGCCUGUAUAUCAGUCCGCGCUAGGAGGAUGGGGAGAACGUUUCUGGACCCGUUCCGUGGCACCAAGCAAGCCGCAGCUGGACCCUCCCUACCACAAUGCCCGAUCUUUCCCUAAGCCUUAUUUCACCGCCAGUCUGGUUGGCUAUGUCCUGGGUAUGCUUGCGACGUUGAUCGUAAUGCAGGUAUUUGAUCAUCCCCAGCCCGCGCUCCUGUACCUUGUACCUGGGGUCCUGAUCUCUCUGUGGGGAACUGCAUUGGUGAGAAAGGAAAUCCACGAGAUGUGGGAGUUCAGCGAUGCGGAAGAAGACGAGGAAGAGGAGGCGACUGCGGAUAAUAAGGAAGCAAAGGAUCCGGCUGAGAGUGGCGGACAAGCAUCCAUCUUCUCCCGUAUCUUCUCCAAGCCCCAAGAUUCCCCCUCCACCAAUGCUUCCAAGGAGGCUGCGGAGAAACAGGCGUCCGAGGAUUCCGCCAAAGACGAAGAUGAUGCCACGAAGAACAUCGAGCUGUUCACUAUUUCCUUGUAUCACCCUCGGAAGCAACAGCAACAGUCAGACGAGACCCAGAAACCCACGGAACGUGUUUCGUCCCCGGAGGACGAUGAGAAUUGGGCCAUUGUUGGUGCUGACCGGGAUGCUGAACCUCCCGCAAAGCGACUGCGUCGGAGUCCCAGAUACGCAGCCGACAAGCAUUAAGAGGUUAGCCACUACCAACUUAUGAUCUAGAUAACGCUAGAGUGCAAAUUCAC